Bacidia gigantensis is the source of this 2088-nucleotide messenger RNA. RefSeq lists its product as uncharacterized. The transcript is spliced from 9 exons. Gene Ontology annotation, molecular function: amidase activity; fatty acid amide hydrolase activity. NCBI's taxonomy places the organism in Eukaryota, Fungi, Ascomycota, Lecanoromycetes, Lecanorales, Ramalinaceae. The coding region runs from base 1 to 2088 and encodes 695 amino acids. Gene Ontology annotation, biological process: fatty acid catabolic process. The record is from RefSeq and is a predicted model, not a curated record.
AUGGUUGCUACAUUGCUGCUCAGUGCGAUCAGCAUCAGUGCGAGUGCACAGCUGAACAGAUCAGCGAGCGAUAACAACCCAUACUCUGUGACUGGGCCUCCGCGGAUCGUUCGCCCCCUCUCAGACACUCAGAGGAUAGAAUUCUACGCCUAUGAGACUAUCAAAUCACCGCCCGCUGCAAGCUUUUACAAUGCUCUACUCACAGCUUCUGUGAAGACAACACAAGAGAUGUUUUCCCGUAUGAGGGCACCUAGAUUGGACGUGCCCAUUCCAGAAAGGCGACUCGAAUUCUUGGACUACUCUGUAUGGCUCAGUUUCGACAAUGUCUCAGCGCAAUUGAACUACGGCACCCUUCUUCUGAGUCUAAAGGAGAUUGGUAUCUUUUUUAAUGAAAAAGAGACGUACAAAAUCCAUUUCGAUGUCUUCGACAGCAGGACCGGCUUGAACAUAGUUUUUGGUUGGACUGACAAUAAUCCAAUUGCUGCAACAGACAUUCAAGGCAUGCGCAACAGCACAAGCAGUAGUGCAGCUAUGAGCAAGAGCAUCGCCGAACAUGACCGCUCAAUCCUUUCAAAACCCAUUUCUGCACUAGUGGCAGACGUACAUUCAGAUAAGGUAGCGCCAAUUGAUAUAUUACGGUGCUAUGGCAAGGUUGCACUUCAAGCGCACAAGAAGACCAACUGUCUUACAGAGAUUUUGCUUCCUGAAGCCGAGAAUUGGGCAACGGGAGAAGGUAUUAACCUGAAAGGCCCCUUGGCCGGAAUACCGAUAAGCUUGAAGGACACUGUAGCGGUUGGCGGGUUCGAUGCUAGCGUGGGAUAUUCGCGAGAAUGCGGAAAGCCAUUUGAUAGUGAUGGAACGAUGGUGAAGAUCCUGAAGGCUGCUGGUGCCAUUCCCUACGUGAAGACAAAUUUGCCGAUUUCGCUCCUUUCAUUCGAGUCGACCAACGAUGUUUGGGGUCGUUGUACCAAUCCACAUAAUACCGACUACUCUCCUGGGGGGAGCACUGGAGGAGAAUCUGCGCUGCUUGCAUAUGGUGGUGGACGCAUUGGGAUUGGCUCCGACGUUGCAGGCAGCGUUCGCGCUCCAGCGCAUUUUGCAGGAAUAUACUCACUGAGAUGCAGUACAGGGCGGUGGCCGAAAAUGGGCAUGAAGACGAGCAUGCCAGGGCAGGAAGGUAUUCCAAGUGUAUCCAGUCCCAUGGCACGCACGCUAGAUGACCUCGUGUAUUUCACGAGAAGUUGGCGGGAUUCGAUGGUAAAGGAAGUGAAGAAUGUAGAGAAAUUCAAGAUCGGUGUUUUACAAACGGACGGUGUCGUCGAUCCAUCCCCUGCUUGCUCGCGCGCUUUGAAUCAAGUUGUGUCAAGCUUAGCACAAGAAGGUCACCAUUGUACAAAUAUUGAUCCACCUUCGCCUUAUCUUGGGUUGCAAAUCGCUUCAAUGCUGCUGAAUUCUGACGGCUGUCGCACAUUCAUGUCGCUGUUUCGUACGGGAGAAAACAAUGAUUCCGGUGCUCGACAGAUGUUGUCGUACAUGCGGCUUCCAAGGCCUCUGAAGUACCUGUACUAUCUCUGGAUGAAAUUCGUCCGUCGUGACAGGAUAUGGGCUAAUCUGCUCGCUGGUUGGACUGAAAAAAGUAGCUUCGAGCAGUGGAGGUUGGUUGCAAAAAGGGAGGCGUACAAAGCUGAUUGGCACGAGUGGUGGAAUCGUGAAGGUUUUGAUUUCCUUCUCACGCCAAUACAUGCCACACCUGCUGUCCCACAUGGAGGGAUGAAGGAAGCCGUAAGCAGCUGUGGCUACACUUUCCUCUUCAAUCUUCUUGAUUACACCUGUGGCGUGAUACCAAUCACAAAGGUCGAUAGAACCCUAGACCGGCUGCCUGAUAAUUUUCAAACGAGCAGACUGAACGGUGUGGCCAGAGGAGCUUACAAGCACUACGACGCAGACAAGAUGCAUGGUUUGCCCAUUGCAGUUCAAAUCGUCGGACGACGCUUAGAGGAAGAGAAAGUUUUGACAAUUAUGGAACAGGUUGAGCAAGUCAUGAAGGAGACUGGAAACGUGUAUACCCCUUUGGAUAUCGAAGUAUAA